GGCACAGACCCGACCGGCGACCGCCGAUCACCCGAGAACACAGUUAAUUGAGCCGCUCGCGUUGUUCCUCGUUGCCGAUACUGCGACGUCUCGUUCUUUUCGUGACCGGAGCCGAAGACGCAACAUGUGCUUUUCGGCAUUCUCGAUCGAUCAAUUAUUCCGUCGUAAAUAUUAGUUAUUUAAAAAAAUUCUACUCUAACCUCUCCAAAGUAAGUAAUCGUGUAUACCAUUGUGCUUACGCGUAUACCUACGAGUUACGACACUGUGUGUGCGAUUUUAUGUAAUGGAGCAUUCAUAAUACAUUUCACAGUUGUCACUGUAAUAGAUCUUGAGCUUGAGUGUUUCUGGUGCACCUACUUACAUAUUAUACAUAUACGUAUAUUUUGCGAAAAAUGGAACAUAACAACAAACAAGCACAGACCAACGGCUUCUUGCCAAAUGGGCAUAAUAACAUAGACAAAGUUGCAGCGGGCAAAAAUAUGAGUCCCGAUUUAAAUGGCUGUGAUACGGGAAUUAUGUUUGUGAUGGAAGAUGAAGAUCAUCAAACGGUAUUACUAAAUUCACUUAAUAUGAUGCGCAAAAGUCGAACAUUUUGUGAUGUUAUAUUAAAUGUGGGAAAUUGCGAGUUACACGGUCACCGUGCUGUGUUGGCCAGCUCGAGUCGGUUUCUGAUGGAGAUGUUUAGCACUGAUGAUGAAGAAAAGAAAGGUUCACAGCGAGAAGCAAUAACGACAUAUGCACUGAAUGCCACUGGUCCACUCAGCGAUUGUUUUGCUGUUGAGAAGCUCAUCGAAUACACCUACACAUCUCGUCUGGAAGCAAAUGUUUACCAAGUAAAAUCAAUAUUUCAAGCAGCUUGUUACUUAAAAAUGGACCGUAUUGCAAAAGAAUUGGCUCGUUUCAUGCUGAAAUACUUAAAUGUCGAUAAUUGUAUUGAGAUACGUUCUCUUCCUUGUAUAUCAACAAACAUAUCGUUUAUUAACCAAGUCAACUCAUUUAUAUCAGCACAUAUGAAAGAGAUUGCUGAAACUUCAACUUUUCUUUCAUUACCAUGCAUACAAAUAGAAAUUUUAAGUCAAACAAAACAAGAGAUGACUUUGAGUACAGGUGAUUCUGUAUCUCAGUUAGUAUUAGAUUGGAUUAAACGUUGUUAUGAUGAGAAUGAACCAGCAACAUUCUUUAAUGGUCUUAUGGAAAAAACAUAUAUGUUAUACUUGGCAUUAGAUAACAUAUUACAGGAUUGUUCAGAACUUCCGUCUGGAGAGUUAAGUGAUACUGAAAUUGUACAGGACUAUAAAAAACUAUCCAAGAAAACAACAUCUAUUCCAAAGACUAGACGUAAAGGUCAAAUACAACCGGCUAAAUCUAGAGUUUUGAUAUGCAACCGUGAAAUGCACGAACGAAGAGAGAGUUUUAUUGAUAGUGAUUGGACUAUACUUGGUGUUACCUGUGUUGGAGAACAUACUUUUUCUGCUUUGGGCUCACUAAAAGGUCAAUUAUGUUCUUUGAGCAUAAAAUUAAAACUAAAUAUAUCCAUGUUAUCAAAUCCACCUUCUACUCAACCGUCACCAUUACACAGCCGAGCUGAAUCUCAAGAAUCAUUGCCCGAUCUUUAUUGUGCUUUAGCUCUCAUGACAUCUGGAAAAUGUGCUAUUGGUUGUGCUAAUUUUAACAAUCGUCUAUUAGUAUGUGGGGGUUAUGAUCGAACUGAAUGUAUAAAAAACGUAGAGUCUUAUGAUCCUGAACAAAAUGUUUGGGAAACUUUUGAACCUAUGUGUGAAGCACGUGGGCGAUUUAAUAUAGCAGUAUUAAAUAACAAAGUAUAUGCAGUUGGAGGCUGCAAUGGAACCACAGAAUUAUCCACAGUGGAAUGUUAUGAUAUGAUUAAAAGAAAGUGGAUUCCUGUGACUUCUUUACCACUUGCUCGAUCAAACACUGGCGUUUGUGAACUGAAUGGUAAAAUAUAUUGCAUUGGCGGAUGGAAUGGUCAAGUUGGAAUUAAACAGAGUGAUGUCUAUGAUCCAAACACAGACAAAUGGACUAGUAUUGCUCCAUUGCAAACAGGAAGAAACCAAGCAGGUGUAUGUGCAAUGAAUGGUAAAGUAUAUGUUGUGGGUGGUUGUGAUACUUGGAAUUGUUUAAACACUGUCGAGUGUUAUGAUCCAGAGACAAAUUCAUGGUCAUUUAUUAAACCAAUUAUUACACCUAGACGUGGUUGUGGGCUUGCCCAUAUCAAAGGAAAAUUAUAUGUUGUUGGUGGUUCUGACGGAACUCAAUCACUAGCUACUACUGAAAUAUAUGAUCCUAACGAAAGAAUAUGGAUUCCAGGUCCAAACAUGAUUACACCUCGUGCAAAUGUAGGAGUUGCUGUUAUUGGGAAUAGGUUGUAUGCUGUUGGGGGAUUCUCUGGCAAAAAAUUUUUGAACAGUAUUGAAUUUUUGGAUGAAUCCAUGGAUGAAUGGACCAGAUUUAGUCCAAGAAAUAAUUGUUCAAAGUCAGCAUCUCCACUUCCUACAGCUGAUACAGUCUGUAAUUUUAAUGAUUGUGAAUUUUCAAAUGGUUUUUCUAAUGGUAUCUCAGAUUAAAGAAAAGAAAAGAAUUUCAUUUUAUACAUACAUUACAUAUAUAUUAUUUUUUUCAAACAUUUUAUAUUUAAAUAAUAUUUAUUUUAUCCGUGUCGUUCUUUUACAACGAUCACAAUGAGUACCCUAUUUAACCCGUCUUUUGGGAUUACUCUGGAAUACCUAAAACCGCUGACCAAUCAUACACUAUCGCUAUUUUCUAUUGAAAAAAAAAAUAUUUUCUUAAUUUUUUUAUGGAACAGAAUAAUAAUCUUAUGAUUACUCUUAGUAAAUAUAAUAUUUAAUAGUUGUUACCAAAAAAUAAUCACAGUGAAUAGGGAAGAAAUCAAUAAGUACUUUUAUUAAUUACAGUUUUUUUUAUCCUAUUCAAUAUCCCAUUACAAAAUAUUAAAUAAUAAUACCAUGUGUAUUCACAUAGGUAAUGCAAUAAUAUGUAAAUUCAGGUCAGGUUAUUAUCAACAAAUUAUUCAAAUUUUGAACACUUAUGGUAUUUAUGACUGGUAAAUAAUAUAUAUGUGUGAGUAUGAAUAGUUAUUAGUAAUUAAUAUAUUUAAGAACCCAGUUUCAACUGAAUUCGCUAUUUACCAAAUAAUUAAUGAUAAACCAUCAAUUUAAAUAAUAAUUAUAUUUACACUUAUGGUCGAGUACUUACUCUAAGUAACAAAUGCCUGAUGAAUUAAAAAAAUUAUCUUGAAAACAUUAACUUAGGUCAUACACAUUGUUUCAAGAAUAAAACAUCUUGGAAAAUGUGAAUCCUAAAAGGUUAAAAUACUAUUGCUUUAUUCUUUGUACUUAGUAUUGUAUCAUUUAUUGUAAUGACUUAGGAAAUACAUUUAAAAUAUAUUGAACACAAAUAUUAUUACUAACUAAGAAACACAAAAAAAAACUUGAAUGUAUUAAUUGUUGAGAAACAUCACUUGGUUUAGUUCCUGAAUGUAUUUUAUUAUUUAAUAAAUAGUUCAUUUUAAGCAAUAAUAAAUUAACAGAAUUUUCUAUGUUAAUGAUUGUCAAACAAUUGUAUAUUUUUUUUUUUAUAUGAUUGGUUUAAAAAACCAAAGAAGUUGAGAAUAAAGUGAAAUGUGUUUAAUUA
This is a messenger RNA of Acyrthosiphon pisum (pea aphid), 3672 nucleotides long. Its product is annotated as influenza virus NS1A-binding protein. The transcript has 13 exons. Bases 393 to 2585 code for a protein of 730 amino acids. The record is from RefSeq and is a predicted model, not a curated record. Lineage: Eukaryota; Metazoa; Arthropoda; Insecta; Hemiptera; Aphididae. Gene Ontology annotation, molecular function: protein binding.